Messenger RNA from Sarcophilus harrisii (Tasmanian devil), 3752 nucleotides. RefSeq names its product DEAH-box helicase 40 (gene DHX40). Bases 579 to 2882 code for a protein of 767 amino acids. Lineage: Eukaryota; Metazoa; Chordata; Mammalia; Dasyuromorphia; Dasyuridae. Gene Ontology annotation, molecular function: ATP binding; RNA binding. Gene Ontology annotation, cellular component: intracellular anatomical structure. The record is from RefSeq and is a predicted model, not a curated record. The transcript has 18 exons.
GCAAGAAAGAACACCCAGGGGAGCGCGCGCCAUUUUAUUAGUCCUGACUUCGCACGCAGCAUGAGGCUGGACGGCUCCGGAGGGGAGGACUCGCCGCUUAACUCUGGCCCUGCCUGCGCACGCGGCGCUAAGAAGGAAUUGGACGGCUCAUGAGGGGAGGACUCGCCGCCUAACUAUGGCCCAGACCGCGCGCAGCACUAAGGAGGAAACGCGCAGCGUACGGGGAACGCCUUAGGACUGGGCGGGCAGCCCGGGACGUGGCCGUUAGUAGCGUGGCCUGCUAACCCCAAUUCAAAGGGGUAAAGGGCGGGGCUCCAUGGAAGUAGAGUCUCGCUUUUCCUUAUCUAAUUUAACGAGGCGGAUCUGGUGCAGAGCCAGGUUAACCUCGCCCUUACGCUUCUGAGCAAAUCCAGAGCCUCUCCCUCGUACGUCCAGAAGCACGCACGGAAAUAAACAAGCCAUUGUCAUCAAAAUGCGCCCUUCCCUGCUCGUCAUUCUCUCUCGGACCAGUAGGUGUCACUCUGAACUCCCAGGGCUCGGUCUGUGUUAGCAUUCGAGAUUCCCGGUUGUUGUGCUCUAUGGCUGCUGACAGGGGAGCGAUCGGGAGCCCACCAAGAAGAUCUGUCCCCAUCAGCUGUCAUCGAAAACAGAGAGAUAAGAUGCAUAUUCCAGAAGAAAAGAAAAGUGUCUGUUGUGACCUACCCAUUAAGCAACAAAGAAGAAAACUUGUUCAGGCUGUGAAGGAAAAUCCAUUUCUUAUUGUGACUGGAAGAACAGGAAGUGGUAAAACUACCCAACUCCCUAAAUAUCUUCAUGAAGCAGGGUUUUCGAAAUAUGGUACAAUUGGUGUGACUCAGCCACGCAGAGUAGCUGCCAUAUCAGUUGCUCAAAGAGUUGCCGAAGAAAUGAACUGCUCUUUGGGAAGCUUGGUAGGAUACCAAGUUCGCUUUGAUGACUGUAGUUCUCAGGAAACAGCUAUCAAAUAUAUGACUGAUGGAUGUCUACUAAGACAUAUGAUGGUUGACCCAGACCUUACCAAAUUCAGUGUCAUUAUUUUGGAUGAAGCGCAUGAGAGAACUCUAACAACAGACAUUUUAUUUGGUUUGCUGAAGAAACUGUUUCAGGAAAAGUCGCCUAACAGGAAGACACAUCUAAAGGUGGUGGUGAUGUCAGCUACAAUAGAGUUGAUGGGACUCUCAGCCUUCUUUGGAAAUUGUCCAGUAGUUGACAUUCCUGGAAAGAUUUUUCCAGUCAAAGAGAUAUUCUGCAACUUGAUUGGCCCAAAAGACAAAGAAAACUCUUCAUAUGUUAAUGCGGUUGUAAAAGUGACUAUGGAUAUCCAUUUGAAAGAAUUGGCUGGAGACAUCUUGGUGUUUCUGACUGGCCAGUCUGAAAUAGAAAGAACUUGCGAAUUACUUUUCCAGAAGGCAGAGUCUAUUGAUUACCAGUAUGAUGUUAAAGACAACUCCAUAGAUGGUUUGCUGAUAUUGCCAUUAUAUGGAGCAAUGCCAACAGAUCAGCAAAGAAGAAUAUUUUUGCCACCACCAUCCGGCAUUAGAAAAUGUGUGGUAUCUACAAAUAUUUCUGCCACAUCUUUAACAAUAGAUGGAAUCAGAUAUGUGGUAGAUGGUGGCUUUGUGAAGCAGUUAAAUCAUAACCCCAGGUUAGGAUUGGACAUGCUAGAGGUGGUUCCAAUUUCAAAGAGUGAGGCAAUGCAACGAACUGGUAGAGCUGGCAGAACUUCAUCUGGGACUUGCUUUCGAAUCUACAAUCAGGAUUUCUGGGAUCAAUGUAUGCCUGACUAUAUGAUCCCUGAGAUUAAAAGAACUAGUUUAACAUCAGUGAUUUUGACCCUGAAGUGCCUUGCCAUUCAUGAUGUCAUAAGGUUUCCCUAUUUGGAACGACCCGAUGAAAAACUUAUUUUAGAGGCUCUUAAACACCUCUAUCAAUGUGAUGCUAUUGAUAGGAGUGGCCAUGUGACAAAACUGGGUUUAUCAAUGGCAGAGUUUCCUCUCUCUCCAAAUUUGACCCGUGCCAUCCUAAAGGCUGCUUCUUUGGAUUGUGAAGAUAUUCUGCUUCCAAUAGCAGCAAUGCUAUCUGUAGAAAAUGUCUUCAUUAGGCCUGGUGAAUCAGAGAAACAGAAAGAGGCAGAGAUGAGACAUCAGGAGCUAUCAUCCCAAGCUGGUGGAUUCAAUGACUUUGCAACACUAGCAGUAAUCUUUGAACAGUGCAAAUCAAGCCCAUCUCCAUCUGCGUGGUGUCACAAACACUGGAUCCAUUGGAGGUGUUUACAGUCAGCAUUUCGUGUGGAAGGUCAGCUUCGAGAGAUAAUCAGAAAACUGAAGCAGCAACCUGAUUUCCCAAGAGAAAGUUUUGAUGGCCCCCGAAGUGAAAUCUUAAGAAGAUGUUUGUGCACUGGAUAUUUCACCAACGUAGCACGAAGGUCUGUAGGAAGAACAUUUUGCACAAUGGAUGGGCAUGGAACCUCAAUACAUAUUCAUCCCUCUUCAGUGCUCUAUAAUCAGGAACCCAAACUCGAGUGGAUCAUUUUCCAUGAUGUUUUAGUUACUACCAAAACAUACGUGAAGACUGUGUGCCCAAUUCGCUAUGAAUGGGUUAAAGACUUGUUACCCAAGUUAUAUCAAUUUGAUGUGUAUGAAUUGAGCAGUAUGGCCCGACAUGAAGUGACAGAGGAAGAAAUAAAGAGAUGGGAAAACAAGGAACAUCUAAAGCAACAAAAGGAUAGAGCAAUGAAGGAAUCUUUAAAGAAAAUGCAGAGAAGAAAUGAUGAUAAAUCCAUUUUGGAUGCACGUGCUCGAUUCCUGGAGAGGAAGAAUCAGCGGUCCCAGAACAUCACUGGCAUUUUAAAGGAAAGUGACUAAGCGAUGACUUCUUAAGUCAGAAAGGACCAAAAGCAGUCAGGAAAUGUACUGCUGUGUUACUAUUUACUUCAGACAGAGCUGCCAAGUAUCCAAGGAAGCUGCUAUUGAAUUUAUUAGCCUGGGAGCUAAAACAGCCUACACCAAUGCACUCAGAUGGAAUUUUCACUGGGAAAAUGAGAAGGUCUGAUCAAUGGCAUUGAUGUUUGAAUGAGUACAACAUGAAACAAAAAAUGAUGUUCCUUUUUACUUUCCAUUGUGCUGAUCUUAAAUUGGCUUUGAACUCUGUUCCAUAAUAUUUUUAAAUAACACAUAAACUGAUAUUUUAUUAGACUGUAACCUAUUUGUAAUGGAACAUUAAAGAUUAUUUUCUUAAAGUCUGCCUCUGACAUAUACUGGCUAAGUAACCCUGGGCAAAUCACUUGUCAAUGCUCUAGGCAGUUCUUUAAGACUGAUUUGCAAAGUAGAUUUCAAACUGGAUUGAUACAAGAAAUUCUUUUCACCUGGAACUUUCUGUUUACAGAGUAUUUCUAUGCUUAUACAGGUUCAUGCCCUAUUUUCUAAUGCUUCUCAAAGCACUGAAUUAUUAAUAGGAUUGUCUAUUAUAUCUGGUGUGUUAUCAUUAUUUAAAGCAUUAUUAAUAGUUACUUAUAAAAGAUUUAGAUGGUCAAUGAGUGAAUAAGAAAAAUGUCUAUGGCAGGACUCUUCUGAAAGUUAUUUUUACUGGAAUUACAUAAAGUACUUUUUUAUAAACCUGUAUUGAACCUUUAGUCACUCACCAGAAAGAGAUCAUACAUGUAAAGAUAUUUCUUCUAUAUUUAUAUAUAGUUAGUGUUAUACCAACUUAAAAUUCAAAAGAUACCAUAAUGUGUA